AUGAAGUGCUUCUUCAUAGUAGAUGCACAGAACGACUUCCUCCCCAAGGGGUCGUUCAACUCCCGAGACGAUUACAUGGACGCACUGAACAAAAUCAACGCCAUAAGACUAAGGCUACACAACUGUACAGAGAAGGACCUAAUCAAAUUGAACAACUGCAAACACAUGAUGCAGUACCAACCGGAUAAAUUGCUAAAGGAAAAUAUCGUGCAGUAUCACCAGUGCAGCAAUGAUAUAGAUGAUGACCACAGAGAAGGGGACAUUCUUCUCUUUCCGUGGGAUGGUAGUACGAUAAGCAGUUGCUCCAAUGGAUUGAGCGCCCUAAACGGCUGCAGCGGUUUGCAUAAACAACCUGCACAGGGCACAAUAAACGGCGUAGAUGUUAUACCAAAUUAUAGUCAUAACGACGAGCACAUGUAUAAUCACCAUUCUGAUGGAAGUCACCCCAACAAGGGGGAGACAAACAACGUAGUAACGUCAAACGGAACGAAAGAAAGCACCGACGGGGAAAAUGCAAAAUUUGCUCUGAACAUACUAUCUGUUGAUUACCACCCACAGUGUCAUAUUUCCUUUGCGGAAACGCACAGAAUUAUGUUCGAGCAGAUAAACAAAAAUAAGGGGAUCAAAAAGAGUAGCGUGGAGAUGAAUCUAGCACCAUUUGAAGAGGAAGCCGAAGGUAUGCUUGGCGAUGAUCAUGGUGAUGAAAGUGACGGAGGAGAGGUUCAGCACGCUGAACAGGCAGACCUCCAAGAACAAUUUACUUUCCUGAAAAAACAUAAAAUUUUAAACCUCACUGAUGUGAUGAAGAACCUACACAAUAUCAAGUCGACCAAGCACAUCUACAAAAAUGUUAAUUCGGUUAGUGAUAUAAAGGAAUAUAGCAAGCUAAACUUCCUAAACGGGUCAAUAGAUGUAUGGCCAGUCCACUGUGUGCGGAACACCCCGGGGUGCAAAAUACACCCGAACCUUAUCAGACACAUGAACGACAUUGUUAUUAAAAAGGCCGACACAGAGAACCACGACAGUCACACUAUUUUCGAAAACAGGGAGAUAAACGAAAAGAUUUUAAAACUGCUCAAAGGAAUGAACAUAAAGUCUGUCUACAUUUGCGGGUUCAUAUUCGAGUACUGCGUAAAGGAAACUGCUUUGUCUUUUUUGAAUUUCGGGUUUGACACCUACAUUGUGGAGGACGCAACGGCAUACUUGUUCGGGCGGGAGGAAGAUAAGGAUAAUUUGAGGAAGAAGGGAAUCAAGUUUGUGAAUUCCUCCACCAUGUUCGCUUGA
Messenger RNA from Plasmodium coatneyi, 1284 nucleotides. RefSeq lists its product as uncharacterized. NCBI's taxonomy places the organism in Eukaryota, Apicomplexa, Aconoidasida, Haemosporida, Plasmodiidae. Bases 1 to 1284 code for a protein of 427 amino acids. The transcript has a single exon. The record is from RefSeq and is a predicted model, not a curated record.